This is a messenger RNA of Parasteatoda tepidariorum (common house spider), 2566 nucleotides long. Its product is annotated as protein XRP2. NCBI's taxonomy places the organism in Eukaryota, Metazoa, Arthropoda, Arachnida, Araneae, Theridiidae. The record is from RefSeq and is a predicted model, not a curated record. Gene Ontology annotation, cellular component: periciliary membrane compartment; cilium. Gene Ontology annotation, molecular function: GTPase activator activity. Gene Ontology annotation, biological process: post-Golgi vesicle-mediated transport.
AGUGAUUUCAAUGUAGCAGAAGUCAUUUAGUUUCGGAUCCACUCAUCUUGAAGUGAAGCUAAAUUGUUUACCUUUAAGGAGAGUUUUUAUUAUCGGGAUUAAACUUUAAAAAUUCUAUUUUCUCACAUUUUUAGCAAAAAUUUUUACUUUUUGUGUGACAAUAUAUGAAAUUUCAUAUUGACUGGUCCGCUAUGUGAUGUAAACAUUUCUGGUUAACCUAUAAGAACACACCGGCCAUAUCCAUGUUUUCCUAAAUUGUUUAAUUUACAUUCUAAGAGAACGCUAUGAUGGGGUGCCUGUGUGCUAAAGCAAGCACUUUAAAGAUUAAAUCAUCUGACGUUAAAAAAGAAGGAAAAGCAUACUCUUGGGAUGAGAAGAAAACAGUUAAUCCAAAAGAUUUCAUAAUAGAGAAUGCAAAAGAUGAAACAGUCGUUAGACUACCUGGAUCAGUUAAAGGACAACAGUUUAUUAUUCAAAAUUGUGAUAACAGCAAUAUUUAUAUAUAUGACCACAUAAAUACUAUUACAGUGGAUGAUUGUAAUGGUUGUAACAUUUUUAUUGGACCAACAAAAGGAAGCGUUUUCUUGAGGGAUUGUUCUGAGUGUCGAUUUUUAAUUGUCUGCCAGCAAUUUAGAGCUAGGGACUGUAAAGUUGUGGAUGUUUUCUUGUGCUGUGCUACUCAACCUAUUAUUGAGUCUUGUAGUGAUAUACGAUUUGGUUGCUUUUGUUUCAACUAUGCUCAUCUGGAAGAACAGUUCAAGAAUGCUUGCCUCAGCAUCUUCAACAACAAUUGGAGCAAUAUACAUGAUUUCACUCCUGCUGAAGGGGAAAGGAACUGGACGCUCCUUCCAAAGGAUGCUCGUAUUGAGGAUUUUUUCCCAUUGCCCUCCCCUGAAAAGUUAGGAGACUUACAAGUGAUGACUGACCCACAAAGUAGUUUGGUUCCCCAGACUCAGGGUUGUUUACAGAGGUUAUCCAUGCAGUAUUGCCUUGUUGUGUUCUUUGCUGAUGGUCAUGCGCAAAACCGAGCCCUCUCCCUAAUUAAAGAAUUGGAGCAAACUGACUGUAUCUUACUUCGAACUAAAGAACUUUUACUGGAAGAUGAUGCUGCAGAAAGAAUAUUUGGCUCAAAUGCGUACAACACUGUUGUCAAAAGAGGUCCAGUAAUUGGUCUGGAAUAUAAUGGUAAUGAUUGUAUGAUGCUGUGCUUAGAAACCGCUAAGAAUAUUGCCACCUCUACUGGUUGUACUGGCCUGGUAUAUGUGAGCACUUGUCCCAAAGUAGCUCGAAAGCAGAUUGAGAAUUUUUUUAGUCAUGCUGAUGUCCAAUUAAGCCAAUGAAAAAUGCACAAUUUUGUACAACACAAUAUAACAAACACAGUACAGGGCCUUUAUGUGUUUUAUAUAUUUAUGUAUAACUCCACUGCAUUUAUAGCUCAGUAUAAACAUGUUAAAAGAAUAAUUUAUAUUGAUAAACUCACAGUUUUAAUUUAAGUUACAUUUUUAAUAUAUUCAACAUUUUAUAGUCUAUAUUUAUAAAAGUUUUGAUAGGAUAUCAGAGCACUCAUUUUUAAAAGUGUUAUCUUUAUUGAAAUCUAAACUAUUGAAUAACGAUUGUUCGUAUAGAGGUGCAAAUCUAUUAAAAAUUUGUUGCAAUAAAAUUUUGAAUAAUUAUUAAAAUUAUGAAAAUUAUAUAUUUAUUAGCUGUUAGCAGAAACUAUAGAUAACUUAUUCCGAUCAUCAAAUAUGUCAUGAUGAAAAACCAUUCUUUCUUCUAUAUUCAUCUUUUAAAUAAGAUCUGAUGUGCUAUUAGUAAACUAUUGGACCAUUAUUAAUGAUUUAGAUAUUAUUAAAAUUGGUGACCAAAUAUGUCAGAUCAUGUCAUUUUUAGAGCUUUGAGACAAAAUUUAUUUGCAGUUUUAGUUUAAAUUGUCCAUAACUUAUAACUUUACAUAUAACUUCUUUUUAUUUAAAAAAAAUUUUACACUAAAAAGGUUAGAAAUGAUUUUAAUGGCUUGAAUAUGAACUUUUAAUCUUUUCUCAAACUCAUUGAACAAUUAGGCUAAUAAUCCAACAUUUCACUCUCUCUCUUUCCCAUGCUAUUAUUUCUAGCAAGUUUGAUUUUAAAAUUUUAAUACUAAAAAACUAGUUCAAAAUCCAUCGGCAAAUCUUUUUUUUUUUCUUAAAAAAAUAUUUACCAAUUUUAGUUUCAGGAACUUUUUUUUCUUCUUUGGUCUGGAAUAAAUGUUUAUGAUAUUUGAGGAAAUUUGCUCCAGUUGUUUUCUAGUAACAUUGUAAAGUUCAAGUAUUUAAACUUGUUUUGUAAUAAUUAUUUCCUAAUUCCAUAUUUUUUAUUAAAAUAUCGUUAUAUAUGCAAUUAGUACUUUUGAGAAUGAAUACUGUAUCUAAGAUGACUUUUUUUUUCUUUGUUUUUAUUUAAGAAUGUAAACUAAAAGAAUAUCGAAAAAGUUGGUAUAUUUUUCCCCUUAAAAAACAGGCCCUGUAACAAAUGCAGAAAAUGUUACAAAUGAUUUCGCUUCAGAUUUUGAAAGAAAAAAAAACGUAUU